Messenger RNA from Tuber melanosporum (Perigord truffle), 1849 nucleotides. RefSeq lists its product as uncharacterized. The transcript has 3 exons. The coding region runs from base 96 to 1667 and encodes 523 amino acids. Gene Ontology annotation, biological process: protein import into nucleus. Lineage: Eukaryota; Fungi; Ascomycota; Pezizomycetes; Pezizales; Tuberaceae. The record is from RefSeq and is a predicted model, not a curated record. Gene Ontology annotation, cellular component: cytoplasm.
CAAUCUCCUUCCUCCCUCCUUCUAAUAAACUAUCACGGAACAUAUAAAAAUAAGAGAUCGGUUGAUUCUUUGAAGGAGGGCAAGGAAACGUUACAAUGUCUCUACCACCACAGACAAUUCGUAUCAAGCGUCCUCGUGACGAAGCUCCUGUCCAGGCGUUAUACAUUGACGGUAACACUCGCACUCCCCAGAAGCGUCAGAGAACCGGGCACUCGCCAGAUUACGUUUUCCGACUUGCACACACGGUUACGUCGCCUACCGAUCCCACGCCCCGUCCAUUCCAGCCCAGGACCUCGAGCCCACCUCGGCGUUAUCGGGUUCCGCAGGUUCGUAGCACAUUGCCGCCGUCGUUGGGUGGGUCUGAACCUUCACCGGAUUCUCCCAGUACCGUUUUGCCUUUGACGGCUUUGACGCCAAGAAAUGUUACGCCACAGCCAGGGGAGAAGUUGAUUUUGGAUACUGCUACGGUUCCCCAAAGUGCGUUACUUAAAGCACCAGUUCCGCUUAGUGCAAUUUCGUCGAAUGGGGGGAGUGCUCUUGAGUCUCAGACUGUGGUUUCACCAGAUAGUCCGCCUGCUUUGUCCCCAGUCCAAGCUCCUGAGCGACAUGGCACGCCCCGACAUGAUACUUUUGGUAACGAGUCGCCACGGGCUGGGGGGUUGACGCCGGCUGUCAAAAGGAAGAAUGGGGAGAUGGAGAGGGGGCAGGAUGAUGAAGAAGCGGAGAGGUCCGGGACUAAGAGGAAAAUAACACCUGUUCGAAGAUACCAGCUCGCAAAGCGCCUUCGUGUUAAGCAUAGCCACCAUCCGUAUUCCAGUGCCACUCGUCGGAGCGCUAUCUUUACUCGGGUUGUUGAAACUCAUGAUAUCGGUACGGACCGGGCGGAAGAAACUACGGCUGUGGAGAAAACCCCUGAGCCAGCGGUGGAGCGUAAACGCCCGAGAACUCACCCACAAGAGAAAAAGAAAUUGGAAGAGCAAAAGAGGAAAGCGGAAGAGGAGAAAAUGGCCGAGGGCAACAAGGUCAAGUUCGAGGAUCGGGAGGGUGAUAAUGACUCCCUCAUCGCCCCGUUUCACGCGAUGGUACUCGAACACCUUAAUUCGUCUUCCAACGAUGGCAUCCGCAACCUAUCAUCGUCCUCCUUUUCCACGAAACCAAAGAGUAUAGCAUCGAAGAUCGGCGGAGGAGUGGGUGGUGGAACGUGGGGGGGACCCGAGGAAGAGGAUGGUUUCGUCUACGAUGUGUAUAUCCGCGAAGAACUCCCUGUCCCUGUUGAUGGGAAGGAAGGAGACUACGGCGUAUUGGAGAUUGAGGGUAGCGAUGACGAAGAAUGGUGGUAUGAAGGGGAUCCGGAUGAAGGCAGUGAAGAUGAUGUCUGGGCUAGUGAAGACGAGGAUAGCAACGCUGAGGACUUUCAUACCAAUGACUACCCCGAAGAGCCCACCUACGACUCCGACGAUGAUCUACCUCGCCGGUUCCAUCCCUCCGAUGACGAUUCCGAUGACGAUCCGAAUGUGUUCAAACCAUGGGUUAGGGGUGGCCAGAGGUUUGGAGAUGAGGAGUUUGACCUCGAUGACGAUGAUGAAGAUGAAGAGCAGAGAUUUGAGGUCAAGCAGGGGAUUUGGGAUAUUAUUGGUGGGGAUGAAGCGGAUGACGAAGAGGAGUAAGGCCCUGGGUGGCCCCAUGCAACCGAUACGGAGGUCUGGUAUGAGUUUAAUAGCAAUGAGCGGUCUAGUUUUUUCACCCUCUUUUUUACCUUUUGCAUUUUUACACCUGUUUGCAUGGCGGAGCAUUUCACAAUUGAUUAGAAUUAGUAUGAUGUAAUGAUAUUGUUAUAGACUUGUUUAAA